Trypanosoma theileri is the source of this 345-nucleotide messenger RNA. RefSeq lists its product as uncharacterized. NCBI's taxonomy places the organism in Eukaryota, Euglenozoa, Kinetoplastea, Trypanosomatida, Trypanosomatidae. The coding region runs from base 1 to 345 and encodes 114 amino acids. The transcript has a single exon. The record is from RefSeq and is a predicted model, not a curated record.
AUGCAUCAGAUGUAUGCAAGUAUGGAACUCCUUUGGCCUUUCACAGUGGCACAAUAUAAAGGCGGCGCACACCUGCACUUCCCUUUUCUUGCUGUAUCUAUUAUUGCUCUCCUGUUUCUAGUCUCUAACACUACUACUACAAUUACUGUUACUAUUACUACUGUUGCUGUUACUACUACUAGUGUUGGUCCAGGUAAUAAUGGUUCUCCGGAUCUUUUCUUUUCUUCUUUUUGGUCUUUUUCUCGUCAUAUCAAUAUCUCUUUUUGUUUUUAUUCUUCAUUUUUUUCCCUUUUUUUGCAGGCGAAAAGAAAAAAAAAGAAGAAAAAUGCUUUAGAGAUAAAUUAG